UUCGUUCCAUUGUUGAAAUACGCGGGAAAAUUUUGACGCGAGCUGUCAUUAGCGGUUGUUUUUUUUAGUGAAGAAGCUCUGAUUUCGAGCCAAAACAUUAAAUCAUGGAUUAUAUUCAGAUAAUCGGCAUACUAAGUCUUCUCACCAUUUCCUCAUGCGAACCACCAUCCAGAUACAAUUCUUUUGCACCAUCUACCAGCUAUCUACCACCAAGACAAGACUACAACAAUGGAUACAACUAUCAACAGCCGCACUCCGGUGAUCAAAGCCAAUAUGAUCACCAUCACAAUCAUCACCAUGAAAAUGAAGUGCCCAAGUCAUACGAGUUCGGGUACUCGGUGAAGGACUACAAGUCCGGCAACGACUACGACCGACGAGAGUCGUCUGAUGGGAAUGUCGUGAGGGGCGAGUAUAGGGUGCAGCUUCCUGAUGGGAGAACGCAGAUAGUGACAUACCACGCCGACUGGCUCACCGGGUACCACGCUGAUGUGAGGUACGAAGGCGAAGCAAGAUACCCUGAACCCGCUAACCAAGGCUACAACUACAACGCUCCUGAAUUUGGCGGCUCUCUCUCUGGCUUCCAGUCUCUACCUUCCACUUCAUAUGGACCUCCUGGAUAUCAUAAAUGACCUUUUCAGCAGUAAUAACUAAGAUAGCUGACAAAUGUUACGAGUUUCGAUAUUUGAACUCAUUGAGGAUGAAAAUGGCGGCUACAUUGAAAUUAAAGUUACCGACAUUAACAAAACGAUAGCAUUAUGUACAAAGAUAUUAAAUUUACUAUACGAAGUUAUUUCGAGAUAACA
Messenger RNA from Aricia agestis (brown argus), 803 nucleotides. Its product is annotated as cuticle protein 19-like. The transcript has 7 exons. Bases 105 to 629 code for a protein of 174 amino acids. The record is from RefSeq and is a predicted model, not a curated record. Gene Ontology annotation, cellular component: extracellular matrix. Lineage: Eukaryota; Metazoa; Arthropoda; Insecta; Lepidoptera; Lycaenidae.